GCCGCCAUGAGCAGCGCGGAGCCGCCGCUGGGGCCCGGGCCGCGGGCUCAGCCCGCCUGGAAGCGGCAGGUCCUGGAGCGGAAGCGGGCCAAGCUGGCCGGGGCGGGCUGCGGCGAGCCCGAGCCCCCGCCGGGGGAGCGGCUGGUGGUGGCCGAGAGCCUGGGCCCGCUCCGCGAGAACCCGUUCAUGCGGCUGGAGAGCGAGCGGCGGCGGCUGCGGCAGGGGCUGCCCGGGCACGGCCCGGCGGCGCGGCCGCUGCAGCAGCUGCUGGAGCUGUACAGCGCCGUGCCCGGCAUCCGCACCAUCCGCGCCGACAACAUCCUCAUCAUCGAGUCGCGGCCCGACGCCGCCGCCUGCUUCGCCGAGCGGGACGCGCCGGCCGCCCGCCGCCGGGACGCGGCCCCCGCCGCCGCCUCCGCCCCGCCGCGCCGGCCCGACCCGCUGCGGGAGCUGCUGUCCCAGCGCGGCGCCGCGCUCGCCGAGAUCCGCGCCGAGCAGGUCGUCAUCUACGAGGCGGCCGAGCCGCCGGAGCCGCCCGAGGCGGCCGAGCCGGGCACCGUCAGCCGCCUCCUGGAGAAGUUCGGGCAGCGGCCGCGGGGCCGCCGGCGGCGCGGCGGGGAGGCGCUGAGCGGGCCCGGGCCCGGCGGGACGGCCGCUCCUCCGCAGGCGGCACCCGGCUCCCCGCGGGCCCCGGCGCCGCUCCACAAGGGACCCGGCUCCCCGCGGGCCUCGUCCCCGAAGGCGGCGCCGAGGUCUCCGCAGGCGGUGCCGGCCGCCCCGCCGCCGCAGCCGGCCUCUCCCCGCGCUGCCACCCCCCCAGCGGUGCCGGGUCCCCCUGAGCCUCCUGCCCCGCCGCCGGCUGCUCCCCGCGCUCCCCCGCCGGCACCCCGGGCCGCCACCCCCCGACCCACGUCCCCCCAGCCGCUGCCGGCUCCCCCUCGGGCUGUCUCCCCGCGGGCCGCGACCCCCCCGGCGGUCCCAGCGGCCCCCAAGGCUGCAGCCCCCCAGGCCAACUGCUUUGUGCACAAGAUCGGCUCCAACUCCUUCACCGUCACGCCCCGGGGUCUGCCCCCCGGCAGCCGCCUCCCCGAGCCCCCCAGCAGCCGCCUCCCCGAGCCCCCCGGCGGCCGCCUGCCCGAGCCCCCCAGCAGCCGCCUCCCCGAGCCCCCCGGCGGCCGCCUCCCCGAGCCCCCCGGCGGCCGCCUCCCCGAGCCCCCCGCCGGCCCAGCCGCCCGUCCCGCAGCACCCAAGGGGCCGCCAGUGCCAUCUGCCAGCGCUCCCCACGCCAGAGCCAACACCAGGAGGCCAAAGCCGGAGGAGGAUGAAGCCGCCGCGCUGCCCUUGCCCAGUGCCACUCCGGCCCCCAGUGCCACCGGCCCCACUCAGCCACUCUCUUCCUCUGCCCCCCGGGCCGGGGGCUCCUUUGAAAUCCACCCGGCCCCCAAGCCCGACUUGGCCGCCAUCCCGGCCCACGACCUGCAGGCCCAGGCCCUGGCCAAGCUGCGCCUGAAUUCACGCAAUUCCUUCCUCUUCGUGCCCCGCCGGGAGGGCGGCACAGCUCUGCCCUCGGCCCAGAGCGCCAGCCCGGGGCCGCCGCCGCCCGCCUCGCCAGAGAAGGAGCCGCCGCGGCGGGAGGAGCCAGUGGCUUCGCCGCUGGAGCCGCUGGUACCUGUGACUUACAUCGAUGACAUCGUGGAGCCCGACAGCGGGGAGCUGGCCCCGCGGGCUGGCUCGGCUGUGAGGACGGGGAGCUUGGAGCAGCCCGGAGGAGCCGGCCCUGACCUGGAGAUGGAGUUUUCCUCCGUGCCCCUCUACAGGCCACACUCAGCCCCCCAGCAGCGAGGAGGCAGCACCUUCACUGUGGUGCCCAGAAGGAAGCCGGCGGCCCCGGGGCUGCAGGCUCCGGCUGAUGGCAGUGGAAGGCCGCAGCAGGAGGAAGAGGAGGAGGAGGAAGAGAGCAAAGGAAAAGGCAAAGCCAUGGAGAACGCUGACGGGCCCCAGGCGGGGGUGGCCCAUAAAAAGCGUUACCCCACAGUGAACGAGAUCGAAGUGAUCGGGGGGUACCUGUCCCUGGAGAGGUCCUGCAUGAGCAAGAGGGGCUCCCGCCGCAAGAAGAUGAAGAUCUCUUUCAACGAGACGAGUUUGCAGACCAUGUUUGAGUACCCAUCUGAGAGCUCACUGGCAGAGGAAGAGGAGGAGGAGGAAGGACAUGCUUCUGAAACAGAGGACAAGUCUUGCACCUUUUACAUUCCACGCCCAAACAGCACUUUGCAUCCCAAUGCACAGAGCUCAGCAGAUCUAUCCAGCUACACCCCAAAGCACUCCGUGAAGUUCAGCGAGUGGCAGGAGCAGAAGCACGAGGAGAUGCCUGCUGCACAGGGCCCCAUCCACAAGGAACCUGACUCCCAGGGCAACCAAGUCAUGCUCACGCCGGCAGGGAAGGGCGGGCUCUCGGAUUUCAGCAGCGAGCCUGCGCUGUACUUCUGAUCGCUUCAUCUCCGAGCCUGCAGCAGCGGCUGCUGGACAAAGCCCGUCAGUGCACCUCCCGGGUAAAGCCCACGAGCUCCUGGGUCCCUCCCUCAUGAGAGCUGUCAUUGCAUCCCGAUGCCAAGGCUGGACAGAUGCUGUCAGGCAUCUUUGGAGAAGAUUUGCACUGGAUUCUGGGACCUAACUGCUGCUCUGGAGGCGUAUGAGUUACUCUACCUGUGGCCUUGCAUAUUCCUUGUUCAAGAUCAGCUGCUGGUCAGGCAGGCACCUGUAAUCCCAGGAUGGAUGUAGACUCUCUCAGUGCUCAUCCAGGCACUGGAGGAGGUGUGGACAGUGGAGAUUGGUUGUGGGGCUGGAGCACUGGGAGCAUGUGGGCAGUUCAGUGCAUUCCCAGCAGUGGUUGUGAUUUGACUUCUAGGUUAGGUUUGUUCUGGACAUGUCUCUGUGUGUAGUUUCACUGAACCAUCAUGGAAUUGAUGUGCCAGUCCUGUCCCUGUGAAGGAAGCUGAACACACUGUGUGAGGGAUGGGAAGGAGAAUAACCCCCCUCAGAUUUAGCACUGAUGUCUAGAGCAGUGUCAGGGCUGGCUUGAGCCUCCCAGACAUAGGCCAUAGGUGUGACCUGUCCAUACCCAACCCUGGUGCCCAGUCUCUCCCAACUCCUGCUUGUGCUUUGGUUUGCCAGUUCCUCUCGUUGCUUUGUUCCUGCAUCUAACAGGGCCAGGCCCAAGAUUCCCCUGUCUUGCUUGGUGGGGAGGUUUCCUUCCACCCAUGCUUGCUCUGCUCCUCAGAUGCAAAGCACAGGAGGGCAGUUUCACUCUUUCCUUCUGCAGAACUUGAACAAGGAAUAUGUUGUUGUUUUUUUUCUAGGAUUUUUAUAGUUGCAAUUGUUUAAUGCAGCCAAUAUGCAAAGCACCCUGCUAGACUCCAUUUCAGUUUUCUACUACUGUAAACUCAGGGUCAAAAUUGCACUCUGGAAAAGAUGGAACACUGCUGCUAAUGUGACUUGUACUUCUGGGAUUAAAAAGAGAUGCAGUUGCAAUAGAGACAGCCUCUCUGGGCUUUGUGAGAUGAAUGGUGCCCUAGAGUGUGGCUCUGUCCAGAGGAGCAGGAUGGGACCUUCCAUCUGUUUUGUUGGUUUUGAGUGAGCCAAGGUGACACUGGCCCAUGACCUGGAAAUGCUCUGCAUCCCUUGCACUUGGCUUGGUGUGUACUGUAGCAGCAGGGAGGAGGUGGUUGUGCUGAAAAACACAGGCAGGGCUAAACGUUAGGACAUUACUUCUGGCUGUUCUGUGCUUGUGCCCUGGGUGCUUAAGCACUUCUGGAAAGAGAAGGAAAGAAUCAAACCAAACCAACUCAGCAGCUUGUUAAAUGCUGGCUGGAGGGACCACAAGGGAACACUUCCCACCUCCUUGCACAUCCAAGGUUUGUUCUUUUCAGGGUAACUCAAGAUGUGCUCCCUGUGUGGCCUCCUGGGAGCAGCAUGUGGCUGACACAAGUACUGUGCUGGGGCUUCUCCCACCAAUGAAACACAUCAGAACAAGGUGCUGAGAGUAGGACAGAGUGAGGAGAAAUGCAAGACAGCAAGUAACUUACUCAUCCCUUAAAUCUCAGUCAGUCAUCAGCCAUGUGGAGUUAACCACUGAGCAGUGCCCACAGCAGGAGGUCAGGACUCUGAAGAAAAGGUUAUGCACAGCUUUUCUGGCAGAAGAGGUCCCCCAUCAGCACCCUGCACUGUGGAAAAGCUCAGGCCAGGUUAAAGCAGCCCUGUCUCCAGCUUUGCAGUUUAACAGAAGUGCAGGUGGUGAAGCAAAAGCUGCUUGCAGGUUAGGGACAAGGUGCCUGGACUAGUCCUGGCUUCAUUCUGCUGUGGAUCAAUGGGGAACACUAAAGCCACCAGUGUCCUGCGGUUUCUUCCACUGGCUGCUCUGCUGCUCAGUGCUGUUCUGGGUGACCCAGCUCUGUGGCUCAGUGGAGGUCAGGGAGUGCAGAGAGUGCUCCUCAUGCCCUGCUGUGCUCCUGACUUCUCUGCUCCUCCUCUCACUUUGCCCCCUGUGACCUGCCCCCUGCCAAGUGCUGCCUUCCACUUCCCAGCUUUGUACUCCCAUCUGUACCAGAUGAACUCUUUGCUUGAUCUCAGCAGAGCAAAGCAGCUGCUGUUUUGAGGGCAGAAGCAUUAGAUGAUAGGUCACCUCCUGGGAUGGUUUUCACUGUGCUCAAAGGGCAUGUUUUGGUAGAUGCCUACCCUGAUGUCUCUAGUGUUUGAGGAUUAACUGCAGUAGAGCUCUGACUAAUACCAAAGUGCACCUGAAAGGAAAAUGUACUGCAAAACAAAGACUUUUAUGAAAUGUGGCCUCCCUGCAUCAGAACAGCAGCUGCCCUGGACCAACAGGACUCUCCAGGUUGAAGAACAAGGUGUUCAGGAAUCCUUUGGUCCAUGUGCUUGUUUCUCUUUCCCUUUUGAAGCGCUCUGUGGCUCAGUGGCUUUACCAGCAUUCCCAGCUUCUCCCUUCAGGACAUCCAGCAAUGGCUGAGACCUCUCCAGUAUCUGGGAAAGAAAGAAAUAAAAAUAGCUUAUUUUUA
Molecule: messenger RNA, 5069 nt
Organism: Colius striatus (speckled mousebird)
Lineage: Eukaryota; Metazoa; Chordata; Aves; Coliiformes; Coliidae
Gene: TPRN
Product: taperin
Exons: 4
Coding region: 7-2487 (826 amino acids)
Molecular function (GO): phosphatase binding
Source: RefSeq, a predicted model, not a curated record